CUGCUCCAACAAAACAUCCCUUAUAAAAGUGCAGGCAUUGAACAAGCGCCAAUUAAUUUCUAACUCCUCUUCUGAUUGCCUUGCAACCUGCAUACAGUACUCAACAAGUCUUCCCGUCGGCUGCUCUAGAAAUGUUCGCAAUCCAAGAAUCUCAAAAGCAGUCAUCUGCAGCCGGAAAUGAGAAGUCGAUGGAGAAUUGCACUCCUAAUAUUCUUCCCUGUAGAAUCCACUAUGAUGGGUUCGUCGAGUCGCUAGAGCGUUUCUGGAACCCCGUAUCGGAUGAGAAAGACGAACCUCUACAGACUGCUUACUUCCGAGGACGCAGACUUCGAGGCCGACGUGUUGCAAUUCCGGAAGGCUAUCAAGGAGUAGUUGUGCAGCCUACUGAGAGUGUUCUACCGCCUAAGAGAAGGGACACUGGGUAUGAGGCCGAGGAUAUUCAAGUCGAGCAAGAAGAGCCGACAAAGAUUCUGGAAAAGCAGGCUACUUUUGACGAAUUUAUGGUCUGGGGCCAUGAAGAGUUGCCGGCGGCCGAUGAUGCUUUCGUCAAGGGAGUCGAAGAGUGGUUGAAGAUGGCUGAAGCGCUGAACCAAUGGCUUGUCACCACUCGUCCGAGCCUGGGAUGCAGGCUCAGCCUCAGUGAUCAGUUGUUGCGGCGCUGGCCGCUCGUAGGUGCAAUGAGCGAUAUGGGCAACAUCGUUCGAAGUAACAACCAAUUGCUAGCUCGAGUUCUUUCCAACUCGGGUUGGCGGAUGGGUGCCAGACUCUAA
Molecule: messenger RNA, 770 nt
Organism: Aspergillus novofumigatus IBT 16806
Lineage: Eukaryota; Fungi; Ascomycota; Eurotiomycetes; Eurotiales; Aspergillaceae
Product: ribonuclease H2 subunit C
Exons: 4
Coding region: 132-770 (212 amino acids)
Biological process (GO): RNA catabolic process
Cellular component (GO): ribonuclease H2 complex
Source: RefSeq, a predicted model, not a curated record